Schistocerca cancellata (South American locust) is the source of this 2603-nucleotide messenger RNA. RefSeq lists its product as uncharacterized. The coding region runs from base 141 to 2126 and encodes 661 amino acids. Gene Ontology annotation, cellular component: cytoplasm; ribonucleoprotein complex; nucleus. Lineage: Eukaryota; Metazoa; Arthropoda; Insecta; Orthoptera; Acrididae. The record is from RefSeq and is a predicted model, not a curated record. The transcript has 13 exons. Gene Ontology annotation, molecular function: ATP binding; RNA binding; RNA helicase activity.
AGCCUUCUGCCAUCUGGCGGUUGCAAUGACGCCGACGGCAAUUUGCAAUCAAUGCGCAAUAUAUCUGUCCUUUCGCCAUCUUGUCGUUAGAAGGUUUUAAUUGGUAUUCAGUUCCAAUCGUCAGCCAAACCUCGUCUAACAUGUCAGUGCGUGGAAGUAAUUUCAGUGGCAAUAGAGGUGGAUUUGGAAACAACAAGGGUGUGGGAGGAUUUGGUACUGACAGAAAACCAAAUGGCUUUGGAGGAGAAAGGAAGCAGGGUGGAUUUGGUGGAGAUAGAAAUGGGAGAGCAUCUGGUGGUGGCAGACCAAAUUUUGGAGACCGAAGACCCAGCAGAUUUGAUUCACCCCAGAAUCAGGGUGUAGGAAGUGAAUUAGGAAGUAGUCUAAGGAAGCCACAAUGGGAGAAUACUUUGCUAACACCAUUUUCUAAAGAUUUCUAUACACCACAUGAUAAAAUUAAUGACAGGCCCAUUUAUGAAGUGGAAGCCUAUCGUUCAGAACAGCAGAUAACUGUUAGAGGCCAUGAAACUCCAAGGCCGAUACAAAGUUUUGAAGAAGGAAAUUUUCCUGAUUACAUUGUGGAUGAGAUCAGGAGAUCUGGCUUUGCAGCACCUACAUCAAUUCAGGCCCAAGGCUGGCCCAUUGCAAUGAGUGGUAGAGACAUGGUUGGCAUUGCGCAGACAGGCUCUGGAAAAACUUUGGCAUAUAUUUUGCCAGCAACUGUGCACAUCAAAAAUCAGCCAAGAUUGAGUAGGGGUGAUGGCCCUAUUGUGCUUGUAUUAGCACCCACUCGGGAAUUGGCACAACAGAUUCAGACAGUAGCCAGAGAUUUUGCUUCAUCAUCGUACAUCCGUAAUACCUGUAUAUUUGGCGGUGCACCGAAAGGCCCUCAGGCCCGGGAUUUGGAGCGCGGUGUUGAAAUAGUCAUUGCAACUCCUGGUCGUCUGCUGGACUUCCUAGAACGUGGAACUACUAAUUUACGAAGAUGCACUUACUUGGUUUUGGAUGAGGCAGACCGUAUGCUGGACAUGGGAUUUGAACCACAGAUUAGAAAGAUUAUAAGCCAAAUUCGUCCUGAUCGACAAACACUUAUGUGGUCUGCUACAUGGCCGAAGGAAGUCAGAAAUUUGGCAGAAGAAUUCCUCACAAACUACAUUCAGGUCAACAUUGGUUCUCUGCAGCUGUCAGCAAACCAUAACAUAAUGCAAAUUGUUGAUGUGUGCCAGGAGCAUGAAAAGGAGCAAAAAUUGAAUGUUCUAUUACAAGAAAUAGGUUCAGAAAGAGACUCGAAGACAAUUAUCUUCGUUGAAACUAAGAGGAAGGUGGAAGAUAUCACAAGGAAUCUGAAUAAUUAUGGGUUCCGUGCCAUAUGUAUGCAUGGAAACAAAUCUCAACAAGAGAGAGAUUAUGUGUUGAGAGAGUUCAGAAGUGGGAAGUGCUCCAUUUUGGUCGCCACAGAUGUUGCAGCAAGAGGUUUAGAUGUUGAAGGAAUAAGGUUUGUGAUAAACUAUGAUUAUCCUAAUUCGUCUGAGGAUUAUAUUCAUCGUAUUGGACGUACGGGCCGUAGCCAAGAAACUGGAACAUCUUACGCAUUUUUCACACAAAACAACAGCCGUCAGGCAAGGGAUCUGAUUUCAGUUCUGCAAGAAGCAAACCAAGUAAUAAAUCCAAAGCUUAGUGAAAUGGCAAGGUUUGGAGGAGGCUUUGGAGGAAAGGGGCGCUUCAACAAUUUCAGUCGUCGAGGGAGAGAGAAUGGUUUCCGUAGUGGACCAAGAGAUUUUGCUUCAUCUGGACCUAGACAGUGGGAUAACAAAAAUAGCGGCUCUAAUUCUUUCAACUCAAACAAAUUUGAUGGGCAGUCAAAACCAUCCAGAUUCAGUGGGGGUGCUGCGGCAAAUAAUUUUAAUACGUCUUACAGUGCCAAGUCAAACAAUGUAUUUGUUCCCCUAACAUCAACACCGAAUGCUGCACCAGCAAACCAAUUUCAGCAUCCACCACCACCUCUUGGAAAACAACCUGUUUCAGUUAAGGACAGGUGCAAUGUCCAGAGUUUGCUGAAUAAUCCUUACCAACAGUUUCAGUCCUUUCUCAACUCUGCACAACUGCAGCCUGUACAACAAAAAUGAACUUGUUUUAGUUGCUACCUGCAAAAAUUCAAAUGACUGUGAUUCUGCUAUAUUUAUUUAGCUGAUAGGUUGUAAAUAUUGAUUGAGAAGCAUGUUACUAUUCACUUCCAUUUUGUUUCUCAUAAAAUCAUACUAGAAACACAUUCCAUGGCUAUUUUGACAGUAUUAACGAUUUAUGGAGACUGAUCUGAGAGUUUAAAAUGGUUUUGCUCUGAUUUGCAGAAUUUAGAAUUGUUUCUCAAGAACUUCUUUCUUUUUUACUGUUAACAGAUUUUUGUUUUCCAAAAUAAAAGGAUUCUCUUAUUGUAGUACAUUCAAAUGUGUGUUCUGUUUCCAAUGCUAUGAAUAAAAAUUUGUUUGGUUUGAAACACUAACUCCUGUAGUAGUGCACGACUGAUACAAAACUUGGCAUUACGUAGUUGUGUGCAUGUUACAUUGUAAUUAUUUAUUGAUAAUAAAAUUUCUAACAUUUGAUAA